UUCUACGCAGAAAGAGUAAAUAGAGAAAACACAAUCCCGCAGAAAAAAAACCAUAUGAGUGAAAAUCCCGGAAUGCUAACAAAAACAACCGGGCCAAAGUGAUAAAAAUUAAGAAUAAACAGUGCGCAAAUAAACCGGUACACCAUGUCUAUUAAUCGCGAAAACGAUAACAUCUCCCCGGGAGGUCCAAUGGUGUCUCAGCAUCCGUCGCGAUCAGCCGCCACCCACGCCAUCAACGGCGGCCACCCACCGAUGGCCAAACGUCCUCCGCUCAAACUGUCGAUACCGACUGCAAAGCAUCAAUUUCCGGUGGACACUUUCAGCCAACCGAGUACGGCUCCGGUGCAUUCGAUGUCCAAGCCAUUCGGGAUCAAUAAUGGGGUCAAAUUCAAUCGGACCCCGGAAUUUGGAGGUCCCGGAACUAGUCCGCUGGCUAAUAGUGGUAAUGGAAUGCGAUUCGGAUCGCUUUCCAAGCGAUUGGGUGAAUUUGAAGAAAUCGAAGAUGGAUUUGUGACCCUAGGAGGAUCCCCGUUGAUGGCUUCAGGAUUCGAUUCCAAUGGAUCGCUGCAAAUUGGGAGCUUGACUGCGAGUCCAGAUCACUCUCCGAUGAUCGUGCAGCUAAUGGACAGUGCCAGUGUCGGUUCACCAGGAACCGGGUCCAGUCAAGGCACCGGAAGUACCUCGUCAUUAACGCGUCUCAUGAGACUCAGCCCAGCGCAACUGCACGGCUGCUAUCAACAGCAGCACCCCUUCGAGGAGAUGUCGGACCUGGCCGAUUCAAGUGGCUCGGCCGCAACGCCGUCAGCCAUCGGGGGAUCGCCCACGCCUCCGGCACGCGGCGGCAUCGGCCACAGUCUAUUCGGUGCGGCUGGGGGUGGUAGCAAUGCAUCAUCCUCCUCAUCGUUGGCCACCGGCGGCGGCGCUUCCUCGGCGCUGGGUGUGUCCGGGUCAUCUUCUGCGAUGGCCGCCACCAACAGCAGCAGCAGCAGCAGUACGGCCCAGGAGCUCAUAAACAGCAGCAAAAGCUCUCGAGUAUCGUCCUCAUCCAGCAGCACUUCGACGUCCCGAAUGGCCAAAACGUCUUCCACCCAGCGACUGAUGUCUUCGUCCCUCACAUCCUCGUCUUCCUCGUCCACAACUUCCUCGUCAGCAGCCGCCAUCAAACAGGGCCUGGACGAAAUGCAAAGCUCCAUGGCCGAAAUGAAAAACAUGAUGAGCCACAGCAGCGCCUCCCAAAUGUCCACAUCUUCCUCCUCUACCAUGUCCUCAACGGCAUCAUCCAGCCAGCUGAAGAAGAUGGGCCUCACCUCCAACAAUUCGUCCAACUUGACCGAGCUCCAGAAGAGGCUACGCUCCUCGAUGGACAGUCUGGACGAGCCGAUGACCGAGUACCAGGUGACACACCCGGACUCGGACGGUGAAAUAGGCUCGCUGGUGUCGAUGGCACCCAACGGGAUUGCACAGCAAAACGGCCAUGCCCUGAUGAACGGAGCCGACACCGUGAAGUUCGAGCAAAAACAGAUGACUUCCGAAUCGAAACGGAAAGUUGUUACCGAUGGGUUCAGCAGUGAACAGGCUACGCUGAACUCGGCCCAGAGCAAGUCACUGCAGGCUGGCGAUGUCCAGUAUCAGGAGGAAGCAGCAUUGGCCGCGAUGAGCAACAAGAUGGAAAUCGAUGGCUUGAAGACGGAGGAAAAAGGUGCUCUGCUUAAGGUAAGUUUAGGACUUUAA
Molecule: messenger RNA, 1731 nt
Organism: Uranotaenia lowii
Lineage: Eukaryota; Metazoa; Arthropoda; Insecta; Diptera; Culicidae
Exons: 5
Coding region: 145-1731 (528 amino acids)
Source: RefSeq, a predicted model, not a curated record